AACAGUUAAAAGACUCCUGCCCUUCAGGGCCUGGGAGGGGGCGGCAGCUUUGUGCUGUAUAGUGGCUGCCUCCAGAGAGGGCUGGAAGGUUAGGACUUUCUGGCUGUCCCAGAUUGGAGCAGAAGGUCUGGGAGCUUUUGGAGGAGACGGGGCGGACAGGCGGGAGGCGUGUUCCUCUGGAGUUUUCUUUUUCUUGCGAGUCCUCGCGCCCGCGAGUGCGCUCGCGUACAGUCAUCCCUGUGGUCUGGCGACUGUGCACAGGAGGCGGAGAGGCUCUAUCUCAGCCGGUGGCCGAAGCUGGGGGCUCAGGCAGACCUCCCCAGAGAAACGGUGCCCAGGAAGUUUUCCCAAGUCGAGGCAGCUGUGCAGCCCGGGCCGUCACGCCGGAGCCCGGCACCCACGCCACCCACCCUUGCGGGCUGUGCUUCCUUUCACCCAGGCGCUGCGCGAGGACCGCGUAUCUGCCUGCGCCUGCCCAGCUCCACGGUGGGAAAAAAAGAAACAAAAGAAGGGUAUAAAAAACAACACAAUCAGAGACAUUUCCUCCAAUUUGCAUUAAGAUGGAAACCUUUUGCUUCUGGGUGUCCUUGUGGGUGGUGCUGGUUGGCUGUGUAAUCAGUGAUAAUCCUGAGAGCUACGGUACAAAUCUAAGCACUCGUGUGGACAAUUUCACCACUUUUCGUGGGACAGAGCUCAGCUUUCUGGUUACCACUCAUCGACCCAUGAACUUGGCCCUACCCAGCAAUGGCUCAACGCACAACUACUGCCCACAGCAGACGAAGAUUACUUAUGUUUUCAAGUACAUUAACACUGUGAUAUCUUGUACUAUCUUCAUCGUGGGAAUGGUGGGCAAUGCCACUCUGCUGAGGAUCAUUUACCAGAACAAGUGUAUGAGGAAUGGCCCCAACGCGCUGAUAGCCAGCCUUGCCCUUGGAGACCUUAUCUAUGUGGUCAUUGAUCUCCCUAUCAAUGUAUUUAAGCUGCUGGCUAGGCGCUGGCCUUUUGAGCACAAUGAUUUUGGCGUAUUUCUUUGCAAGCUGUUCCCAUUUUUGCAGAAGUCCUCGGUGGGGAUCACCGUCCUCAAUCUCUGCGCUCUCAGCGUUGACAGGUACAGAGCGGUCGCCUCCUGGAGUCGUGUUCAGGGAAUCGGGAUUCCCUUGAUCACCGCCAUCGAGAUUGUCUCCAUCUGGAUCCUGUCUUUCAUCCUGGCCAUCCCUGAAGCAAUUGGCUUUGUCAUGGUGCCAUUUGAAUACAAGGGUGAACAGUACAAAACCUGUAUGCUCAACGCCACGUCCAAGUUCAUGGAGUUCUAUCAGGAUGUAAAGGACUGGUGGCUCUUCGGGUUCUAUUUCUGCAUGCCCUUGGUGUGUACCGCCAUCUUCUACACCCUCAUGACUUGUGAGAUGUUAAACAGAAGGAAUGGCAGCUUGCGAAUCGCCCUCAGUGAACAUCUUAAACAGCGUCGAGAAGUGGCAAAAACAGUUUUCUGCUUGGUUGUAAUUUUUGCUCUUUGCUGGUUCCCUCUUCAUUUAAGCCGUAUUUUGAAGAAAACCGUGUAUGAUGAGAUGGACAAGAACCGAUGUGAAUUACUUAGUUUCUUGUUACUCAUGGAUUACAUCGGGAUGAACUUGGCAACUAUGAAUUCAUGUAUAAACCCCAUAGCUCUAUAUUUUGUGAGCAAGAAAUUUAAAAAUUGUUUCCAGUCUUGCCUCUGCUGUUGCUGUUACCAGUCCAAAAGCCAGAUGACCUCUGUCCCCAUGAACGGAACAAGCAUCCAAUGGAAGAACCACGAACAAAACAACCACAACACAGAGAGGAGCAGCCACAAAGACAGUAUAAACUAAACACCUGAAGAAACAUUCAUCAAUAUUCCUUCAACUCUUACUGGAGAAAGAAUUACACAGCAACUCGGUCUCGAGAUGUCUGUUCUCCCACGGCUCAGUCCCUCCCUCAUACAAUACUUUCCAAAACGUCAGAGUGAGCUGGUUUAUACCCACAAAUCCAAUGAAUCUUACUUCUUUAAUUUAUCUAACUUACAUAUUCUAUAUGUUACAGUCAGCACUAAAAAAUGGUGAGUGUUGGCAGGGGCCAAGGAGACAGUUAAAUGAAACCAGAAGGAUAUUUACUACUUGUACAUGAAAAUACUUUUCAAGUACGUGGCUAACGUUCAUGGCAGUUCUGUCAAAUGUUCCAUGAGAACUGGUCACCGUGAAAGUUUAGAGAUUAUGAAAAGGUUUUCUAUUUUUUUAAGGGAUUUUUUUUUUUUUUUUUGCCAAACACAGUGUGGGGUUAAGUCACCUUUAUUUGACAUGUCAUUCAGUGCCAAUAUUUUUUUAACUGCAUAGUAACCUAAAAUGAUUAUUUGAGCUUAUUUAUACAUAUUUUGCAAAGAAGAAGAAGAAGAAGAAGAAGAAGAAAUACAGAAUUCAGAUGAACAAUUAGGUUAAUGUUUCUCAUGUUACUGUUUUAUUUUUAAAACAUGCUCAAGCUACAACAAACACAGGUACUUACAACACAGAUAAUCACAUAUGCAGUUUAAUAGCUGCUAUUCAAAAAAUUUUUUAAGAAUCUAUGUUUUUCAUGGUGUUUCAUUACAGGAGCUCUUGCACAUAAUUUAUGUUAAAUUUAAAAAUAAUGCUUGAAUCAAAUAUUUCUAUUUUUCAUGAGCCCAAUCUUUUUUUAUAUGUCUCUUAUUAAAAUCAACAUCAAAUACAAAAAUUUAAAUGUACAUGUCAUUAAACUAUACCUAAGACUUUUAGUGCAAUGCAUAGAAGUCUAAAGCACACCUAGGAAGAAAGGAUUAAAUAUUUUUAGAAGACUUGGAAAUUUUCAUUGAGUUUUUUUAGUAAUAGUAGCAUGUACAUGUAUAUAUAUGCAUAUAUAUACAUAUAUUCAGAUCUGUACAUUAUACAUUAUGGAUAUAUAUGGAUAUAUAUACAUUAUAAAUAGCACCUCAUAUUCUCUUGAUUUAUUUUAAAUUGUUAAUUGGCAGUAAGAUUUUUCUUUGGUCAUUCCUUUUUCCAUACAGGAAACAUAAUUUCCAAGUGGCCAGCUAAGUUUAUGGUGUCAGUGAAAUAUAAUUACCCCCAAGUGCCACCAUGAACUGUAGUUUUUCACUUCUCCCAGUAUCCAGUAUGAACUUAAACACCUCCCCCACCCCCACUACUUACAUGGUCAGCAUUUUAAAGGGCCCACAAUGACUUUGGCUGGGCAUUUCCAAGUUUACAGACUGUGAGUAUAGCAGAAAAUCUUUUACUGUGUAUAUAUAAAUAUAUAUAAACAACUGUACAUUUCUUUUAGCCAAUUUUUCUGUGAUUGUCUCUAUGGGAUGUAUCUGUGUGUAUGAUAUAUGCAUGUAUGUGAUGGUAUAUAUGGACAUGUAAUCUAAUAUUAAUGCCCUAUAGGUGUGCCAAAGCACACACACUGAGUGGAAUCUAGGUGGUUGUCCAUCAUGACAACAGGCCUCAGUCAGUUCUAACCUCUCUGUGUUCAUAAGUCUUAUGACCAUGUCACCAUUACAAAUGGAAAGAAGAGGUAGCAUGAUAUGGCCCAUGGGUUAACAUCGGGGUUUUGUUUUGUUGGUUGGUUGGUUGGUUGGUUGGUUGGUUGGUUGAUUGAUUGAUUGGUUUGAUAAAGCAGUAUUUGGGGUUGUAUUUUUUUCCUGUGCUGGAGCAAUAGUCAUUAGACUUUGAAGUAUUAUAUUGUUCCAAUCCUCAACUGAAUGUGGUGAUGAGAUUGACAAGUAGUCUGAUGUUUCUAUCAGACUUCACCAGACAGAUUACUGAUGUUAAGGUAGCUAAUGAUUUGUUGGGCUAUAUUUUAGCACAGUCAUGAACAGAUCCUAUCAGGUUUCAGUUGAUCCAACUGCAGGGCUCCUUUAUGUAUUAGCAGUGAAAAUCCAUUAUUCCAUUGGUACGUCACAUGCAAUGAUAUCUACCUAGAAUAUAAGCCAUAGGUUCACAUCAUUUUGUUUAGACAAUUGCCUUUUUUUAAGAUGCUUUGUCAAUUGCAUAUGAAGAAUGCAUUUUUAAAGUUCAGAAAGUCAUAGAUUUCUGAAUAACCACAAAGGCUUCAAUGUACAUUUUGUUUAUGCACCGGUAAGUAACUGUGGUUUACUAGUAGGAAGAUUUCCGAUUUCUACUUUUAUCACAUCUUUCCAAGGAAAUCUGUAGAAAUGAGCCAGAGGCCAAGGCACCCCAUUGGCUUUGGCCUGUAAGUAUACAAUAAAAGUUUACAGAAGCCUUA
Hipposideros armiger (great roundleaf bat) is the source of this 4245-nucleotide messenger RNA. It is a transcript of the gene EDNRA, whose product is annotated as endothelin receptor type A. NCBI's taxonomy places the organism in Eukaryota, Metazoa, Chordata, Mammalia, Chiroptera, Hipposideridae. Gene Ontology annotation, cellular component: plasma membrane. Gene Ontology annotation, biological process: regulation of blood pressure; enteric nervous system development; endothelin receptor signaling pathway. The record is from RefSeq and is a predicted model, not a curated record. Bases 561 to 1844 code for a protein of 427 amino acids. The transcript is spliced from 8 exons. Gene Ontology annotation, molecular function: endothelin receptor activity.